Messenger RNA from Zalophus californianus (California sea lion), 1277 nucleotides. It is a transcript of the gene SIRT6, whose product is annotated as sirtuin 6. Lineage: Eukaryota; Metazoa; Chordata; Mammalia; Carnivora; Otariidae. Gene Ontology annotation, molecular function: NAD+ binding. The record is from RefSeq and is a predicted model, not a curated record.
CGGCGGAAGCGGCCUCAACAAGAGAAACUUUAUUGUUCCCGCUGGCGCGGCGAGGAUGUCGGUGAAUUACGCGGCGGGGCUGUCGCCGUACGCGGACAAGGGCAAGUGUGGCCUCCCCGAGAUCUUCGACCCCCCUGAGGAGUUGGAGCGGAAGGUGUGGGAGCUGGCGCAGCUGGUCUGGCAGUCCUCCAACGUGGUGUUCCACACAGGUGCUGGCAUCAGCACCGCCUCGGGCAUCCCUGACUUCAGGGGCCCCCAUGGCGUCUGGACGAUGGAGGAGCGGGGCCUGGCCCCCAAAUUCGACACCACCUUUGAGAGUGCGCGGCCCACGCAGACGCACAUGGCGCUGGUGCAGCUGGAGCGCGUGGGCCUCCUCCGCUUCCUGGUCAGCCAGAACGUGGAUGGGCUGCACGUGCGCUCCGGUUUCCCCAGAGACAAGCUGGCGGAGCUCCACGGAAACAUGUUUGUAGAAGAGUGUGUCAAGUGUAAGACGCAGUACGUCCGGGACACCGUCGUGGGCAGCAUGGGCCUCAAGGCCACGGGCCGGCUCUGCACCGUGGCCAAGGCGAGGGGGCUUCGGGCCUGCAGAGGGGAGCUGAGAGAUACCAUCCUGGACUGGGAGGACGCCCUGCCUGACCGGGACCUCACUCUCGCCGACGAGGCCAGCAGGAACGCAGACCUGUCCAUCACACUGGGCACCUCGCUGCAAAUACGGCCCAGCGGGAACCUGCCCCUCGCCACCAAGCGCCGAGGAGGCCGACUGGUCAUUGUCAACCUUCAGCCCACAAAGCAUGACCGCCACGCCGACCUGCGUAUCCAUGGCUAUGUGGAUGAGGUCAUGAGCAGGCUCAUGAAGCACCUGGGCCUGGAGAUCCCUGCCUGGGACGGCCCCCGCGUGCUGGAGAGGGCGCUCCCCCCGCUGCCCCGCCCGCCCGCCCCCAAGCUGGAGCCCAAAGAGGAGGCCCCCACCCAGCUCAACGGCCCAGCGCCCGCCAGCUCCAAGCCGGAGCCCUCAGCAGAGCCCUGCACCCAGCACAAUGGCUCCGGGCCCGCCAGCCCCAAGAGGGAGCAUCUGGACAGUCCUGCACCGCACAGGCCCCCCAAAAGGGUGAAGGCCGAGGUGGCCCCCAGCUGACCCGGGGGCCCGGGGAGGGUGGGGCUUUUGAUAGAAACCAUGGAUUCAUCUUUUCUUACUGGUCUCACUUUGUUACUUGUACCUGCCCAUGGGGGUAGGGGGGCGACCUCAGGGUGCUGAUGGCCGGGCUCCAGGCCCCAGG